Messenger RNA from Plutella xylostella (diamondback moth), 2593 nucleotides. RefSeq names its product Tetratricopeptide repeat protein 2 (gene Tpr2). The record is from RefSeq and is a predicted model, not a curated record. Lineage: Eukaryota; Metazoa; Arthropoda; Insecta; Lepidoptera; Plutellidae. Gene Ontology annotation, molecular function: protein binding.
UAUGGUUCCCCCCUACAUUCUCUUUCUUUUGUGAUUCCGUCGCCAAAAUAUUAAAAGGCUUGAAAUUUAUUAAAAUAAAACAAGGAAUAGUGUUAAGAAAACUAAAGAAAAAUGGCAGAUUCCGAUGUGGUAGACAUGAAUCUUACAAUAGACGACUUGGUUCCAAAGAGCCCCGAAAGAUUAGCUGAUGAAAAAAAGGAGAGUGGCAACCAUCUGUACAAAUUCAAAAACUACAAGGGGGCACUUGCAAUGUAUGAUGAAGCCAUUAAGCUCUGCCCAGAAAAUGCAGCAUACUACGGCAACCGUUCAGCGUGCUACAUGAUGCUUGGAAUGUACAAGAAAGCUCUAGACGAUGCCCAGAAAGCUGUGGCUAUAGAUCCCACAUUCACAAAGGGAUAUAUUCGGAUUGCAAAGUGCUGUAUUGCAUUAGGAGACAUAUCGGGCGGCGAGCAAGCGGUCCGCAAGGCAGCGGAGCUGGGCGGCGCGGAGGUGGCGGCGAGCGAGCGGCGCGCGCUGGAGUCGCUGCAGCGGCUGCACGAGGACGCGCAGCGCGCCAUGGCGGCCGCCGACUACCGCCGCGCCGUGUUCUGCAUGGACCGCUGCCUCGACUACAGUCCUGCUAGCUCCAAGGCCAAGUUGACCAAAGCGGAGUGCCUGGCGGUGCUCGGGCGCUGCCAGGAGGCGCAGGAGAUCGCCAACGACUCGCUCCGGUUCGACAGCCUCGACGCUGAGGCUAUCUACGUGCGGGGACUGUGCCUGUAUUUUGAGGACAAGGAUGAGCAAGCCUUCAAGCACUUCCAGCAAGUGCUGCGACUUGCCCCCGAUCACAAAAAGGCGAUGGAAACAUACAAGAGGGCCAAACUUCUCAAGCAAAAGAAGGAAGAAGGCAACGAAGCAUUCAAAAUGGGCCGCUGGCAGCAAGCGCUGAGUCUCUACAAUGAAGCUCUGACCAUAGACAAGAUGAACCGCGCCGUGAAUGCCAAGCUUUACUACAACAAGGCGACCGUGUGCUCCAAGCUGGGACUCACUAAGGAGGCGGCGGCGGCUUGCACCUCCGCGCUAGAACUCGACGAAAACUACAUGAAGGCGCUGUUGAGACGUGCCAAGUGCCACUCGGAGCUCGGCGACCACGAGGAGGCAGUCAAGGACUACGAGAGACUCUACAAAAUAGACAAGAGCAAAGAGAACAAACAACUGCUACACGAAGCCAAAAUUGCACUCAAGAAAUCAAAGCGCAAAGAUUACUACAAAAUCUUAGGCGUGGACAAGUCUGCGUCUGAGGAUGACAUAAAAAAAGCCUACAGGAAGCGUGCCCUAGUCCACCACCCGGACAGACACGCGGGCGCGCCGGACUCGGAGCGGCGCGAGCAGGAGCGCCGGUUCAAGGAGGUGGGCGAGGCGUACGGCAUCCUCAGCGACCCCAAGAAGCGGGCGCGGUACGACCACGGACAGGAUAUUGAUGAUGACGGCGCGGGCAUGGCGGACAUAGAUCCCAACGUAGUGUUCCAGUCGUUCUUCAACCGUGGGCCGCAGAACUUCAACUUCGGGGCGGGCGGCGGCGGCGGCUUCCCCGGCAGCGCGUUCAACUUCCAGUUCGGCUAACUGCGCCCGCGGCCCGCCCCAUGUCCCUCUCGGCACCCCUGACGACGGAAGAGAACGCAAAUUCGACUAACUGUUAUACGAUAAGUCUUAAGUCCGACAAAACCUUACUACGACACGUUUAGUUAUGAUGUCGGAGUUUAGGAGUGUGACGUAAGACUUGUCGAAUAACAGUUUGCCGAAAUUCCGUUUUUGACCGCCCUGACGAGCGAACCAUCAAGGCGAACACCACCGUUGCAUCAAGCUAACACUACACAUUAGAAAUACGCCGUUUUACUGCUCAAGAUUCGUGCCGGUGCCAGGACAGAGACUAUAUCUAAACGUUAAUCCACAAAUGUAAGUUCGUUUAAAUAAAAUGUGAAAGUCGCUGUGGUAAGCCUGAAACAGCGUGUGCAUUGUGGUGAUCGUAGUGUGUUAGAUUAUGAAGUGUUAAAACAAAUAUGUAUAACCGUCAUAAAAAUACUAUAAAUAUUUUUUACUAGUUUAGUUACUUACAUAAUAUGUUACGUUGACUGAUUCGGUUAAGUAUUUUAACUUCUACAUUACUGGUUUUAUUUCCUUUUGAUUUCAGUAGGAAAGACCUUUCAGCAAAAACGUUUUCGCUUGAUACAUUUAUAGAACUUAGCUUUCUCAAAAUUUUCAUUCCAAGCUUUCGCGUCAUUCCUAUAGCAAUUUUUGCUUCAUUACUCAAAAAUAUUUUUUCAGUCAACGUUAGUUUCCCGAAAUUCCUUUAACGUUCUUUUAAAUAUAACGCCGUAAAGUACCUUAUUAAUUUACCUAUAUGUUGUAAUAUUAGUGUUUUGGGACCUUCCUUGUAUUUUGCUAAUGUAUAACUAUAAUAAGUUGUCAUUCAAAUGAUAAAUAAUUCAAUAAUGUUUGAAUCGUAAUGUUUUUAGAGUCAAAUAAACUUUGGGUUGUAUGCGUGAUGAUACAUUUAUAACGACAAUAGUUCAGAAAAACUUAAAAUUUAUAAAAUAAAUCGUAAGAAAAAUUA